Molecule: messenger RNA, 998 nt
Organism: Nylanderia fulva
Lineage: Eukaryota; Metazoa; Arthropoda; Insecta; Hymenoptera; Formicidae
Source: RefSeq, a predicted model, not a curated record
UAGUUAUAAUUAAAAAUUUAGAAAAACAUCAUGAGAAUAUUAAAUAUACAGUUUAUAAACCGACAUGUGAUAUUCAAGAAGACAUAAUUGACCUUUCUUUUAAGGAUAAGUUAUUACCAGGAAAUUACACUUUAUAUAUUAAAUAUUUUGGUUUUACUGAUGAAGUCUUUAGAAUUUUCGAAGUAAAAAAAAAAAUUGCUUUCGUAGCUGCUACUCAUUUGCAUAUAAUAGGCACCCGACAAAUGUCAUCGUGUUGGGAUGAAAAGUAUUUAUUCUUAGAAGCAACCUUUAACAUAUCUAUAGGAUGUAAUCAAUGCACGGCUUUGUCAAAUAUGCCAUUGCGAAAUACAGAAAAAAACAAGCACAAUAUAUUAUUGAAACGUUUCGAUACCACAUCUGCAAUGUCGCCGUAUCUUGCAACAAUAAUUGUAUCCAAUUACCUAUUACGUGUUGAUAAUUAUACUCAAAACAUUGAAAUGUGGUGCAGAUACGAAUCUGUAUUUCACAUGGAAUUUGCAAAGAAUGUAGCUGAAGAAAUCACGUUGUUGUUCAAAGAUACAUGGAAACAACGUUCGAACAAUAUUUCGAAAGUGACUCAUGUUGCAAUUCCAAAUUUCCCUGAUAAUGGCAUAAUAGUUUUUGGACUUGUUUUGUAUAACGAAAUGGAUAUCGUUUACGAUAAAAAUUUGUGUCCUGUUUCUCACAAAAUUGAAAUAGCUCAAUUAGUAGGACAUAAAGUGACACAGCAAUGGUUAUAUAAUUUGAACAAUCCGUUUCGAUCGGCUUUUUGGUUCAAUAAAGGUCUUACUACAUUGCUUGCAACGAAUUUUGUCAAUGAGAUCUAUCGAUUUAAUCGAAUAAUGAAUUUAUUUGUUGUUCAAAAUCAACAUACUUCUUUGUAUUUUGAUGAAUAUCGUAUGUGGGAUUCUACUUCACAAAAUGACAGAUUAUUGAAAAUUCGCGAAUCCAUCAGAGGUAUAUAACGUAAUAUAAUAAAA